CGUCUGUGUGUGUGUCCAUUCCUAUCUGUCCCUUCAUGCAUUUGUGUACUUGUGUUACUUAAGACAACGAGGAUUGGCAGCAGUCGCUGGAACACAAACACAGUUUUGGACCGUUACGCUUCCUGAUUUCUUGGCUUCGGUCAUGGUCACCAGCUCUGCCCACGAUGCCUGUGUUUUACUCACCUGUUCAAGAGAACCUGCAGAUGGGUCUGGCCUAUAUGGGAGGCUCUGUGUUCACCAACAACAGGACGGCAGACAGCGACUUCACACGGGAGCAGGAGGACGUUUCUGUGGUGAACGAGCUGGUCUCUCACCUUCCCCUGCAGAUGCUGCUGUACUUCAACAUGUUCUAUUUUCCCUGUUGGUGGUUUUCUGCUGUUUUCAUGUUAGAAGUAAAGUUCUAUUAUCUUCCCGGGUACUACCAGGCUCUGCUCAUAACCGGGAUGAUCCUCCUCACAGUCAUUGAAGUGGUCCGACUUUAUCUGGGCUACAUUGGCAACCUUAAAGAAAAGGUGCCAGAGCUGGCAGCCUUCUGGCUCCUGUCUUUCAUGUUCCAGCUGCCGGUGCUGCUGUUCUUCCUGACCGAUGAAGGAAUUAUCAUCCUGCCUCUAGAGAGAGCCGUCCACUCCCUCUACCUCCUCUUCCUGCUCGCCCAGAUCCUGGCCUCGUUCCUGGCGCUCAAGACCAUGACCCGAAAGCUCACCUUGCUCUUCUAUCUGCGCCAGCUUGGGAAGGUGGAGAGCUACCAUCACGCAGGGAUGAGCCCUGUCUAUGGGCUGCCCUACAACCGCAGUGUGCUGCCUGUGUCACCCGCCAAUGAUAUGUACCACUAAAGGGGAACACCACCCAAAAUAAGAAUUCCAAUAUGUUAUUGAAAAGGACAAGAAAUGUUCAGUCAGUUUUGUGAACAUGAGCUACUCUCUCUCAAAGCCACAAGCCAGAUUAAGUCUUGAACUUGUGAUGUCAUCAGUUAUAAAGUUUGCUGCUCCAUAGGCAGUGAACGGGAGCCUGGUUUGGUGACCAACAGAAUGUUUGUUUUCUCGUUUUAAACCCCAAAUGGGCUUUAUUCAGUUCUGAAAAUGUUCCCAUAUGUUCAGAAUGUUAGCAUGUGUAUUAACACAAAUGGACAUCUGAGACACAUCGUCAUUCACGUGUCUAUAAUGCAUCUCCAGCUGACCACUUGUGUUCAGAUUUUGUUACUACCUUUAUGUCGAGAAGGUCAAAGGGCCCAGCGCUCAGUUAUUACGUCACACAGCUGGAGAUAUUGCUGUCAGCAGAAUUCAACAUGUCUCCUCCAAAAUGAUGGAUGGUAAAAUAGGGGGCCGUACACAUGCCGCAUUUUUUGUGCCCUCAAAUUCGCCAGGUGCGCACACGUUCCUAAGUGCCCGUUUUUCAGGGUGCAACAGCUGCGUAAAUAUCAGUCUGUGGUAAAUAUAAAAAAGUUGAUCAUGUUAGUGCAGUGCUACCCAGAGCUUUACAUCUGUCUCACGGACGAUAGGCCUACACACUUAUAAACGGCACCUGGAAGAAGAUCAGCUCUGCACUCAGGAUUUCAGGUAAAUAGGCUAUGAUACAGUGCUUGUUAAGGUUGGUUAGCAACCUCAGAUGCAACCUGCUGCCGCUCUCUUGAAAACUGGCACCAAAAAAGGCACGGAAGUAGCGCCCAGUGCCUGACCUUGUGGAGAGAGUUGUUCAUGUUAACAAAUAUUUUUGGGCUGUUUGAGAUUACUGGUCCAGGCACAGGGUAAAGAUUUCACCUUAGUCAUCAGUUCAAGGUUCACACAGUUUAAAAUAUUCAGCAUCAUGCUUGAGUUUGGCCAUGUCAUUGAGCUAGUUUGCUGUCUCUGUUGAGUCCAUUAGUCACUCACUCUACAGAAGGAAACAGCACUUCAAACUAAAAGCUCUGUGCUGGAAAUUCAAUGUACUUGAAAAUAAAGUGUUUUUUACAAACUCAACAGACCCACUUUUGGACCACGACCCACCAGUUGGGAACCACUGUUUUAGACCACAGGAAUAAAAAUGGGUGUAGUUCCUCUUUAAGGUAAAAAGUCAGUUUUUAAUUACCCUUACACUUUUAGAAAUUGUCAAUUUCUAAUGUGGCAUUUUAAUUUCCAGUAUUGUUUGUUUAUUCACUGUUCCUAAAACUGCAUCAUGUGCUUUAAGUUUCCCACAAUGCCUCUCUGCAGAAAAUGAAUGUGAGUUUCUUACUUGACAUGUAAAUACAUCUAUCCAACUACU
Epinephelus moara (kelp grouper) is the source of this 2238-nucleotide messenger RNA. Its product is annotated as transmembrane protein 17A. The record is from RefSeq and is a predicted model, not a curated record. Gene Ontology annotation, cellular component: ciliary transition zone. NCBI's taxonomy places the organism in Eukaryota, Metazoa, Chordata, Actinopteri, Perciformes, Serranidae. The transcript has 4 exons. Gene Ontology annotation, biological process: non-motile cilium assembly. Bases 165 to 833 code for a protein of 222 amino acids.